AUGGUGGAUUGUGUUGUAGAUAUCUACAGUGCAGGUAUUCUACUAUUCGUGAUGAUGUUAAAAACGAAACCCAUCACAGACGUGGAAAUGGUAGCAACAAUUGUAGCAUUGAAGAAUCAUGAGGAGCUGCUGGAGGAGUGGAAUCAUUAUCCACAGUGGCAGUUAGUGAUGCGGCUCGUGUAG
Molecule: messenger RNA, 183 nt
Organism: Prunus armeniaca (apricot)
Lineage: Eukaryota; Viridiplantae; Streptophyta; Magnoliopsida; Rosales; Rosaceae
Source: the annotation of a GenBank genome assembly